This is a messenger RNA of Talpa occidentalis (Iberian mole), 1892 nucleotides long. It is a transcript of the gene DEPDC7, whose product is annotated as DEP domain containing 7. Gene Ontology annotation, biological process: intracellular signal transduction. Lineage: Eukaryota; Metazoa; Chordata; Mammalia; Eulipotyphla; Talpidae. The transcript is spliced from 12 exons. The coding region runs from base 543 to 1772 and encodes 409 amino acids. The record is from RefSeq and is a predicted model, not a curated record.
UCCCGGCUCUCCACGGCCCCGCGCAGAAGCCUCCCGAGCGCAGCUUUUUACUCUAGAGCCUGAACUUGAACUUCACGGCGCGCCGGCUGAGAGCCCGUUGCGUGCCAGGAACUCGCCUCAGGUCUCCAGAUAAUGCUCCACAUCAUCGCUUAUGACAAGCCUCACAGGAGGGAACUGAUGCCCACAAUCAGUUGAUGAUAACUGCAUAGACUAUUGUUGAUGCUGAUGAUCCUCUUGUAACUUUGGAGUAAACCUAGUUUCUUGACAGAGGUUUGUCAGGAUUAAAUGAAAGAAGGCAAAGCUUAUAUUGUUUCAGUGUGGCCCAGAAGCCAUUUGGAGCCACAUAUGUCUGGAGCAGCAUCAUAAACACUCUUCAAACACAAGUGGAGGUGAAAAAACGAAGGCAUCAUUUAAAACGGCAUAACGACUGCUUUGUUGGUUCCGAAGCGGUGGAUGUCAUUUUUUCUCACCUAAUUCAGAAUAAAUAUUUUGGUGAUGUAGACAUUCCUCGGGCCAAAGUGGUGAGAGUGUGUCAGGCACUUAUGGACUACAAAGUAUUUGAAGCGGUUCCUACCAAAGUCUUUGGAAAAGACAAAAAACCUACAUUUGAAGAUAGUAGUUGCAGCCUGUAUCGAUUCACAACAAUACCUACCCAGGACAGCCAGUUAGGCAAGGAGAAUAAACUGUGUUCACCUUCCAGGUAUGCAGAUACAUUAUUUAAGUCAUCUGAUAUCAAAUCGGCAAGUUUAGAGGAUCUGUGGGAAAAUCUGAGUUUAAAACCCGCUAACUCCCCUCAAGUAAACAUCUCUGCAACCUUGUCUCCACAAGUUAUUAAUGAAGUAUGGCAAGAAGAAACAAUUGGGCGUCUGCUGCAACUUAUAGAUCUUCCACUUCUUCAUUCCUUACUCAAGCAGCAAGAGGUUGUACCUAAAGCUUCUCAAGCUAAGAGGCAGCCUGACUUGGUGAACAACAGUAACUACCUGGAUCGAGGGAUUCUCAAGGCUUAUAGUGACUCUCAGGAAGAUGAGUGGCUCUCAGCUGCAAUUGACUGCUUGGAAUACCUUCCAGAUCAGAUGGUUGUGGACAUAAGCAGAAACUUUCCUGAACAAUCAGAUAGAAUAGACUUAGUGAAAGAACGUCUAUUUGAUGCCAUUGGCAAAUAUUAUAGUAGUAGGGAACCUCUGUUAAAUCAUUUAUCUGAUGUUCACAAUGGAAUUGCAGAACUUUUAGUGAAUGGGAAGACUGAAAUAGCAUUAGAAGCUACUCAACUCUUUCUAAAACUUUUGGAGUCCCAAAAUAGAGAAGAAUUUAGGAGACUGUUAUAUUUCAUGGCUGUUGCAGCACGUCCUUCUGAAUUUAAAUUACAGAAAGAAAGUGACAAUCGAAUGGUUGUGAAAAGGAUAUUCUCAAAAGCUAUUGUGGACAAUAAAAAUUUAUCCAAAGGCAAAACUGAUCUUCUAGUACUCUUUUUAAUGGAUCAUCAAAAAGAUGUUUUUAAGAUUCCUGGAACACUUCAUAAAAUUGUCAGUGUUAAGCUCAUGGCCAUUCAGAAGGGAGGAGAUCCAAACAGAGACACAGGAUAUAUUUAUUGCCAGAGAAUUAAUCAAAGUGACUAUUCUGACCAUAUACAGAAGACAACCAAAGAUGAGCUGUUGGGUUUACUGAAAACUAUUGAUGGGGAUUCAAAACUGUCUGCCAAAGAGAAGAAAAAAUUGCUAGGUCAGUUCUAUAAGUGUCACCCAGAUAUUUUUAUUGAAUAUUUUGGAGACUGAAUUUUAAUGUCUGUAUAUAACUUGUGUAUUUUAAAAAUAAAUUAUGUAUCAUAAACAUUCAAUUGUAUUUCUAAAAUUGAAAGUUUUAAAUAUGAAACUCAAUAAAAACUUUUUUGUAUA